CCCGAGUCACCUGGGCAUUCAAGAACGUGCCAAAGAUGGUCGAUUUCCUUAUUCCCUCUGCCAGUCUCACUCGCGCCAAGUCUUCGGCACGUGGCUGAAGAUGCAAGCACGCGCCCUGCCCCAGUCUGCGGACAGCCUCGAGCAGUUGACCGAUGACCUGAUAGAUUUCAGUCAAACUUCACUGGUGCACCAGAUCACAGGUGGCGUCCACGUCAAUGAUGCCUUUAUUCAAGAUGCCUGGGGCAAGCUUCCAGCAGAAUGGACCAAUCACUGGGACUCACUCCCAGACUCUCGAAUCGCACAGCGAGACAUGAUCGACAGCAUCGAUGAAGGAGAACACACAUGCCAGUCUCCCAGGGCUGACAGUCACGAGAGCGCUCUGAGCCGCCCAGAGUCCCUUGUAUCGUGGCUAGCAAAGCUCAAGUCGGUCUCUUUGCCUCGGAUCCAGCGCAAUGGACCCGUUCUGGUCCUUCCUAAAGUUCUCGCCGACCGCAUGGAGACAAAGAAGCUCAACGAGGUGUCCGUUGCGGCGCCUUAUAUCCAUUCCAUCUGUCAAGCGAGUGGCGUCACUCACAUUAUCGAUAUGGGCUCUGGCCAAGGCUAUCUUUCAAACACACUUGCCUACCUCUUCCCGUCCCUUCGUAUCCUGGCCAUCGAUGGGAGUGAGUCUCAGAUCGCUGGGUCCAAGGCCUUUGCCACGUUUCUUGGCAUCACAGAAGAUAGGAUUCAACACCUUGUUCGAUACAUUGAUGGGUCGAUGAAAUUGGCCUCGGAGAUAGACGCUUGGGCUGGCGGCCAGAAAUGCCUGCUCGUGGGCCUUCACGCCUGCGGCAAUCUGUCCGAGCACAUGAUUAAGUACUUCGCCGCAUGCUCCUCCAUCACUCACCUGGCGGCCGUUGGAUGCUGCUAUAACCACAUCGUAAUCCGCUCAGAGACCUGCCCGGAUGGCUUUCCUAUAAGUGAGCGGCUACGGGAGCGGAACGUGACACUGACGCCGACAGCACUGAUGGCGGGCUGCCAGGCCCCCAACAACUGGGCGAGGACAGACUUGACGAAGCCCAAGUCGAUUUAUUCCAGGAAGCAAUUUUACCGAUCUUUGUUGGAGAAGAUGUUUCAUGACAAGGGUGUUCAAAUUCACGACAAGCCGAACUGGGGCAUCCGUAAGGGCGACCUAGCCAACUUUGAGAGCUUCACAAGACGUGUGGUGGAAUACCUAGGUGUCGAACAACAUAGGAUAUCGAAGCUGGACAUCACCAAGUAUGAAAAUCAGUAUGCGAGCCAGGAGGGCAGGAUCUCCAUUCUGUGGACGCUGAGUGUGCUGUGCUGCAAAGCUAUCGAGAGCAUCAUUGCUCUUGAUCGUUACUGGUUCCUCGUCGAGAACGGAGGGCACAAUGUGGAAAUUGUCCCCAUAUUUGAUUACAAGAUAUCCCCGAGGAAUCUGAUGAUAGUCGCCGAAAAGCACCACAAACACUAAAGUAUCGUCGGCAAGAAAUGAUACCAUCCUACUUAGAA
Messenger RNA from Diaporthe batatas, 1512 nucleotides. RefSeq lists its product as uncharacterized. The transcript has a single exon. NCBI's taxonomy places the organism in Eukaryota, Fungi, Ascomycota, Sordariomycetes, Diaporthales, Diaporthaceae. The coding region runs from base 101 to 1474 and encodes 457 amino acids. The record is from RefSeq and is a predicted model, not a curated record.